AUGCAGUGUUUACAAAAAUAUUGCGGCUCGCCGAACAGAUUGGUGGAACGCGGCCUGGAUUUGCAUCUGCGUGCAAAACGCGCCAAAGAUUGUCUGCGUUGGGGUUCUCUGAAUGUAGUGUUGCUAGCGAUACUGCUUUUCGACAUAUCUAAUCAGUGUCCAUAUGCGUACUCCAAAUGGUACUAUGCAGAAUAUUUGGCGGCUGCGCUAUCGGGACUUGGAGCAUUUUCAUGCUUCUUAAAGUACUUUCUCUACCUAUUCCAUACAAAUCCUAUAUUGGGUACAAAGGAACAGAAAAACUUGCUCAAGUUUGAUGAGUGUGAUUCCUCAUUUGUUGUUACACCACCAGCGCAAAGAAAAAAGCAAUCAUGCGAUGAUUUGGCGCCUAGUCAAAUCAACAACACUCUUCUAAGCUGGCAUUCAUCGUUUAACGACUCUCGCGCUGCAAUGUCUCACAACUGGAGUUACAGCCGCACUACGCCGCCACGUACCAGCUUUAGCCCGCAGCAACAAACGGCACCGCAUAAUGCGUCCUGGAAUUCUUCUAUGGGCAACAGAUCACUGACGCUUCCAGCAAAUACUGGUGGUUUAAACAAUACCAAUCCCAUGAUCGAAUCUUAUCCUAAAUACAGGCGUGAGGAGCUGAUAACCGAUAAAGAGACCCUAAAACAAUAUCUAAAAGAAUUUUCUAUGCAUGAGCAAAGCAUGAACGACACAGCCGAUGUGAGCCAUCACUAUAAUACAGGUUCAGUGAAUUCAUUCUGGAACUAUUGCAAUACAGCAGCAAACAUGCUAAAAACUUCCAUUUAUCAACUGGCUCCAAUGACAACACCUUCCAUACCCAGUAAACAAUCAGCAAGCGAAGAUGGUGGCCUGAAAUUUAUGGAUAGCAAUUCGGAGAUUAUAAGACGUAUUUCAUCUGAAAAACUAUCGCAAUAUGUGGCCAACUUGAGAAGGUGGAUGUCUGCAACCAUUCUGGAGCGUUUAGCUAAAGAAAUUAAAAACAUAGAUGAGUCAUUUAAGAAUCGUGGAUUCGCUGAUAUGCGUAUGGGUGGCAUUGGACUGGAGCGCCUAAAGAAAACUGUUGAAAACCAACAAUUUGUUAAUCAGUACAUGCCAAUGUUGCCAUUGAUUCUGCCAUUUUUGGAAAUGUCUAGUAAUCAAGAGUAUCUAGUACAGCGGAUUAAAGAUUUGGCAGAAGGCUCUUGCAUAGCUGACUACCGUUGGAACUCAGGUGCAGCUUACCAUGGUCUAAAAUGGGAUGAGCAUCUACCCACUGAUUCGGCUAUAUUGUUUCACCUAUUUUGCGUUUACAUGGAUAGUCAACUAAUGCCUCUGCCACAAGGUGGUGGUCGCCCCUUCUUCAGUCGUUAUGUGAUAAUAGGCAAGGAGAAACGUUCUGCCAAGGAAACGGUAGCGCUUGUUCAAAAUAAAGCACACUGCGCUAUACUAUGUACGAACCCGCAGAAGCCACGUUUUAAUUUCAUAAGUGAUAAAGAAAUUCAUACAUGCGCCUACGAUCGUAAUAAUCUCUUCUAUGUGAUCAUACAAUUUUUAAUCUACAUGAAGACCCAUCAGGAAGGUGCGUUGGAAGGUGUCAAUCUUGGUAAAAGCGGCAUUAAUGUCUUGUGUGUCAUCGAAAGCUGAACAUCGGAUUUAGCCAAGUAAUUUUUACUCUUUCCUCACUCAUACUCAUACAUAUGUAAGUCGUAAGCAUUAUUAUAAUAUGAAUACAAUUACACUUAAGUAACUAAUUAAGACUUGACAUGUGGAUUGAAUUAAAUCUUAGACUACAUUCUACUGUUUUAA
Rhagoletis zephyria (snowberry fruit fly) is the source of this 1809-nucleotide messenger RNA. Its product is annotated as transmembrane protein 209. NCBI's taxonomy places the organism in Eukaryota, Metazoa, Arthropoda, Insecta, Diptera, Tephritidae. The record is from RefSeq and is a predicted model, not a curated record. Gene Ontology annotation, cellular component: membrane.